Messenger RNA from Lottia gigantea (owl limpet), 674 nucleotides. RefSeq lists its product as hypothetical. The transcript is spliced from 4 exons. The record is from RefSeq and is a predicted model, not a curated record. The coding region runs from base 27 to 395 and encodes 122 amino acids. Lineage: Eukaryota; Metazoa; Mollusca; Gastropoda; Lottiidae.
GAUUAACCCUUCAAUCGUCAGUCAAAAUGAAAGUUUGUUAUUUUCUGUGGGUUUUACUUUCUUUAACAGCAAUCGUAUUAUCUGAGCGUUCUGAUAUCGACCUGAAUGAUACAAGAGAUUGUGUUUCCGGUCCAGCGGGUAUACCGAGUUUACCAGGCCUACCAGGACGACCGGGAUAUUUUCCAAGUAUUGGAAGAACAGCUAGUUACUGUAGAUAUAUUGGUAGGAAUGGCCAAUGUUAUAGAUUUAGUGGCGUGUACAGUGAGGAGGAGUGCCGACGACGAUACGGUGAUGAACAAUAUGAAAUUUGGGUUACCAAACAGUUAUGGCAAGACCGAAAUAAUGCCCAUCAUAGAUACAGCGACCCUAUAGGGCCUGUAGGUCCUGGGUAUUAAUCACACCAUGAUGAAAACUUGUUAUUUCGGAAAAUACUGUUCUGUUUUACCAUUGUAGCCAGAAUAAGAUUUUGGAGAAGAUUUCUGUAAUAUCAUCGCAACCAUAAUCAAAAUAUUCGGUUUGAAAAAUUCAAUUUUUGUCGUAAGUAUUCCAGGACAAAUUCUUAUGUAACCAGAGCCCUGUUCUGUACCAAUAACUCUGUUCUAUAAUACAAUUGUAAUUUGAGAAAUAUUUUGUUCUGUUAUUACAUUUAACAAUUAACAAACGAUUUGAUUUAA